Messenger RNA from Abrus precatorius (Indian licorice), 957 nucleotides. RefSeq names its product transcription factor MYB53-like. The transcript is spliced from 4 exons. Bases 1 to 957 code for a protein of 318 amino acids. The record is from RefSeq and is a predicted model, not a curated record. NCBI's taxonomy places the organism in Eukaryota, Viridiplantae, Streptophyta, Magnoliopsida, Fabales, Fabaceae.
AUGAUGAGAACACCAAGCAGUGAUGAAAGUGGUUUGAAGAAGGGGCCUUGGAGCCCAGAAGAGGAUAAAAUACUAGUCGAUUACAUUCAGAAACAUGGCCAUGGGAGUUGGAGAGCGCUUCCAAAGCUUGCAGGAUUGAACAGGUGUGGGAAGAGUUGCAGAUUAAGGUGGACUAAUUAUCUGAGGCCUGAUAUCAAAAGAGGAAAAUUCUCUGAUGAAGAAGAGCAACUCAUUAUCAACUUACAUGCAGUUCUUGGGAAUAAGUGGGCGGCUAUAGCAUCUCAUAUGCCUGGUAGAACUGAUAAUGAAAUUAAGAAUUUUUGGAACACCCAUUUAAAGAAAAAGCUUCUGCAAAUGGGAUUAGACCCAGUAACUCACCGUCCAAGAACAGAUCACCUAAACCUUCUAAGCAAUCUACAACAGAUAUUGGCUGCUGCAAACAUUGUCAACAGUUUCACAAACCCAUGUGACAUAAAUAAUGCUCUAAGGCUACAAUACACCACCAUGCAAGAUAGUUUCCUCAAUGAUGUUUUGGGAUUGAAUCACUCCAACCUCCAAAACCUGUUCAAUGGCUCAGUUGGUUUUUCUUCUCAAAUUCAACCAAAUUUCCAAAACUUUGAAGCCACUCAGCAGCCACCACAAGGUGGUACGAAUCAGCACUUGAAUGGUGGCAAAAAUAGUAGUUGUGGGGAAUCUCAAAGGUUUGAUGAACAACCUGGUUCCACAAACGCUAACCCCUCACCAACGAAUUCGCUUCCACGUCUGGUUUCUGCUUCACCUGAUCUUUCCCCAGCCAAGCAAGAAGAAAACAUAGUUAACUCAAAGGACUUCUCAAACCCUUCUUCCACCACCUUUGAGUUAACGUGGGGCGAUUUCAUGAACGAGGAAGCAAGCGAUGCCUAUUGGAAAGGUUUCAUAGACCAACAUUCUAACCAGCCAUGGUCGACAGUCCCAUGA